AUGCUCUCACCCAAACAGAACGGAAAGACCAUGCCCUACACACCAGCAUAUUCGCAAGACAUCGAAAAGGGUUUAUCAUCCCCUACCAAGAUAGCCAGGCGGUUCGUAAGUAGGAAACCUAGAUGGAUAAUAGGUGGAUUAGUAUUAUUUGGAGUUGUGUUUUAUUUCUAUGAGAGCGGUAGUGGUGGACCACACAGGGAUCUCGUACCACCCCCUCUACCUCAUCAUCAUGGUCCACCAUCGCCUCAUCACGGACACGGGCACGGUCACGAUUGGUCAGGAGGUGAUGAUUAUGAAGAUGAUGAUUACGAUAUUGACGAUGAUGACGACGACGAUGAUGAAGAUGAAGAUGGUGAAGGAGGAGGAGAAAAAGGGUGGAAGAACUGGUUACCAUUUGGUGGUAAACCUAAACGACCACCACCUAACAUGGGGUAUGAACCUACGAAAACCUCCUCGUCAGUAUCAGAAUACGAAUUCGUAGUUGACAAUAACGGUGACCAUUAUAUUCAAGAUUGGGUUCAACCUAUCGCACCAUUACAUCCUGACUUAUCGCUCCUCCCACCACCCGAAGAGUUAUUACCAGAAAUCAACCCGAGAGAUUCCUCACCACCUAGAGAAGAUGUAUUUCCAGAUGAUAAAUUACGGAUGAUCAUCUCGCCUACGCCGCCCAACGAGGAGAAACCGAGAAAUGUCAUACCCGCUGAUGCGUGGUCGAAGAUGUGGAUGGAAGAGAGGAGACCGGAGGAUUGGAAAGGUCAGAAAGGCGAUAUGAAGAAGGUCCAGUGGAGUGGUUUCGCAAGGGGAAGGGAUACGUGGGAGAACGCUCAGCAGAAGAAGGAGAGGGAGAGUAGAAGGGAUGCGGUGAAGAGAGGGUUCAAACAUGCCUGGGAAGCUUACAAAAGACAUGCUUGGGGCCACGACGAGGUCAGACCUGUCUCGCAGACACCGUCCAAUCCUUUCAACGGCUGGGGCGCGACUAUCAUCGAUUCCCUCGAUACUCUCCUGCUAAUGGGUUUCUCAGACGAAUACAACCUCUGCCGAGCACAUAUCAACCAAGUGAACUUCCAUUGGGUCAAUGGUCGAGAUUGGUCAUCAGGCUAUAUCACGGAAGAUGAAGAAGGUACGGGCGAAGUGUACGCGCUAUCACGGGAUAAAGGUGUCGGUUUACCGGUGUUUGAGACUGGUAUUAGGUAUCUCGGUGGAUUACUUGGAGCAUACGAUCUAUCAGGUGAUAAGUUAUUGGUAGAACGAGCAGAAGACCUAGCGAAUGUUUUGGGAAAAGCCUUCGAUACUGUAUCUGGAUUACCUGCAGGUCGGAUUGAUCCUGGUUUACCUGAAGGAGAGAUGAUCCAUCUUUCGACAGUAUCCAUAGCGGAGGUCGGAUCAAUGUCAUUGGAACUCAUCAGAUUAUCUCAAGUGACCAAUGAUCGAAAAUGGUUCGAUCUAGCUCAGAGAGCAAUGGAUUACCUCGAAGAAAGAGUCAUACCUCGUUCGACUCAGCCGCCCUUGAUCCCUAUGUGGUUCCAACCUGAUACUGCAUUAGAACACAUCCAAUCGGGUGGAUUCACUUUUGGUGGUCUGGCUGAUUCGUACUACGAAUAUCUCAUCAAGACAUACAAGCUUUUGGGUAAUAACCAACAUGCCCAGAUUUGGAAGAAGGUAUAUGAAGAAUCGAUCGAUAAAGCCAAAGAGGUCUUAUAUAAGGAUAUAGAAAUUGUACCGGACAGAGAAUUGUUCACGAUUGGUAAAUUCGAAAAUGGAAGAUUGAUACACGAGUUAGAACAUCUGACAUGUUUCGCAGGAGCGAUGUUAGGAUUAGGAGCGAAAUUGUUGAAUGGUAGAGAAGGUGAUAUGGUUGAUGCUGAGAAAUUAACAAAAACUUGUUAUUGGUUAUCUGCAGAUACGCCUACGGGUUUACAACCAGAGGUGAUGGAAUGGUAUCAACCGCAUGAUGAAGCGGUGAUGUACGAGAACAUAACUCUAGAUAACUUAGAAUCGUACAAACCACCAAUAUCUUCCGAAGAUAUUGAAGAUGCAAUAAACAACGGCGGUACUAUCGCAGGGACACAUAAAGAUAUGGGUGGUCUGUUAAGAUGGAAUGUAGAUGGAGCACCUGUCCGUCCCAGAGAUCCAGCUAUGAAUCCAGUCAAAUAUGCGAAAAAGUUGAAAGGUAGACCGACAGGUGCGAGGAAAGUAGUAGGAAGAGGUAUAAAUCGACCUGAGACGAUCGAAUCGAUCUUCUACAUGUAUAGAUUAACGGGUGAUAGACAAUGGCAAGAAAAGGGAUGGAAAAUGUUUGUCAGUUGGAUGCAGACUGCCAAAGUCGAUGGGGGAAUAUCGAGCGUAGAUGACGUGACGAAAGAAAGAGGACAGUUGAGGUUUGGAGAUAACAUGGAGAGUUUCGCGCUGGCAGAGACUUUCAAGUACCACUUCUUACUUCAAUCUGAACCUGACGUAUUAUCUUUGGAUGACUACGUCCUCAAUACAGAAGCUCAUCCAUUCCUUGUCAAUCCUAUACUUGACCCAACCUCUUCCACCUCUCAUGUCCGAUACUGGACACCAUCCUCGGAUCAAGAUCUAGGAGUAAGAGGACAAGGUACGAAUGUCCAGAAAUUCGCAAGGUUGAAUGUGAUAGACCGUAUAAGAGGUCCAGCUAAGGGUCCACCCAUAGUUCAACAUUUCGGUCAAGGUGGACCACCUCGCCUUGUGGGAGGUGGUGGAGGGAAGGGCAUGGGCGGUGGAGGAGGUAGACCAGGUGAUAGACCGAAGCCUCCUCCAGGUUUUGGGAUGAAGAAGAUCAAAGUUACCGUUGGCGAAGAUGGAGGUGCGAAAUUCCCAGAUGAUUUCUAA
Messenger RNA from Kwoniella botswanensis, 2850 nucleotides. RefSeq lists its product as uncharacterized. Gene Ontology annotation, cellular component: endoplasmic reticulum; membrane. The record is from RefSeq and is a predicted model, not a curated record. Bases 1 to 2850 code for a protein of 949 amino acids. The transcript has 5 exons. Gene Ontology annotation, molecular function: mannosyl-oligosaccharide 1,2-alpha-mannosidase activity; calcium ion binding. Lineage: Eukaryota; Fungi; Basidiomycota; Tremellomycetes; Tremellales; Cryptococcaceae. Gene Ontology annotation, biological process: mannose trimming involved in glycoprotein ERAD pathway; carbohydrate metabolic process.